This is a messenger RNA of Ciona intestinalis (vase tunicate), 693 nucleotides long. Lineage: Eukaryota; Metazoa; Chordata; Ascidiacea; Phlebobranchia; Cionidae. The record is from RefSeq and is a predicted model, not a curated record.
AUGAACGCUGUCCUGUCGUCCAUCUUUCUCGGGGAGAAAUUGAACAGACUUGGCAAGAUUGGAGUUUUAUUAAGUUUAGUUGGUUCCACUAUCAUAGUAAUACAUGCACCAACUCAUGAGAAGGUUUCAAACUACAGUGAAUUGGUUGAAAGGUUCAUUGACCCUGCUUUCCUCAUAUACUGUGGUAUUCUACUCGUUGUUGCCGCUGUUCUCAUUGUCUUCAUCGCUCCUAAACGCGGCCACAUCGAUCUUAUGGUGUACGUCACAAUAUGUAACGUUGUGGGGGCGCUUACAGUUUUGUGUGGUAAAGGGUUGGGGAUUUCUAUCAAGGAUAUAUUUACCCCACCCGAAGUUAACCCAGUAACCCCCUACCUACACCCCUUGUUCUGGGUGCUGGUCGCAGCGAACUUGAUAGGAAUACCAGUGCAGGUCGUAUAUUUUAACAAAGCCCUUGCCCUGUUUAACACGAGCGCUAUCUCGCCCAUUAAAUACGUCUUCACCAACCUCUUCCUGAUCUUCGGAUCAAUCCUCCUCUUCCGGGAGUUUGCUUUCCUCUCAUGGAGGGAUUGCACUGGACUCGGAUGUGGGUUCGUCACCAUAGUAACAGGGGUCGUCCUCCUAAACUCAUAUAAAGACACGAAACCAACGUCAGGGUAUAACCGAGUGCCAGACCUGGAAAUGGACUCACUGUAA